AUGUUUCUCACGAUUUGUGCUGCCGUGGUGGUGGCUUACUACAUCGUCAAACACGCCCUCACGAAAUUCCACAGACGAAGGUUGGCCAGAGAACACGGCUGUCUCCCGCCACAAAACCAGUCCAUAGGCGGCGACCCCAUCAUCGGCCUCUCUCUCGUUCUCGAAACCGUCCGUCGCGCGAGGCAGAACGAGUAUCUCCGACUCGGCCAUGAGCGGUUCCGCAAAUUUGGCACGACGUACGUCAACAAGCGCCUGCUUUACGAGACGGUGAGCACAAUCGACCCGGAGAACGUCAAAGAGGUUCUCGGCACGAGCUUCCAGGACUUUGAGAUGCCGGCUAUCCGUGUAAAGGCUCUGGCACCAUUUCUAGGCGACGGCAUCUUCACGACGGAUGGUCCGCAGUGGGCGCACUCGCGGAGCCUCAUGCGGCCCAUCUUCACGAAGCACAACAUCGCGCCGCAGUUGGGGCGCUUCGAGGUACAUGUGGAGCGGCUACUCCAUCAUAUACCCAACAACGGAGCGACGGUCGACCUGAGACGGUUGUUUUUCAACCUGACGCUGGAUGUUGCGACUGAGUUUGUAUUGGGGCGGAGUACAAAUACUUUAGACCCGCAAAGCGCGACGGAGGCUGAAGGCCAGUUUGCAAAUGACUACAUGAGGUGCUGCGAAGAAGCGGCGCGGGUGAUACAAAUGGGACCGUUUUAUAGCUUCUCGUCAAGCAACUCUGUGGCUCAAGAGCGUGAUCGAGCGUGGAGUUACGCAUACAAAUACGUCGACGAAGUGAUGGCGAUGCGGAGCAAGGAGAAAGACGUGGAAGAGGGCGGUGGCAGCAUGGGGUAUAAUUUCCUUACGGAGUUGGCCAAGGAGACUGAUAACCGUGAGACGCUCAGGGACCAGGUCAUGAACAUACUCAUCGCGAGCCGAGACACAACGGCGGCGCUGUUGGGGAAUUUGUUCUUCAUGCUGGCACGUCAUCCUAAGGCGUACGCAAAGUUACGUGAGGAGGUGACGGCGAUCGUGGGUAACGAUCUGCCUAGCGAAGCACAUAUCAGGGAGCUAACUUGGCUUCGGUAUUGCAUCAAUGAAUCACUGCGGUUGCACCCGCCCAUCCCGGCCAACACACGUCAGGCAACACGCGACGUCAGGCUUCCGGUCGGGGGUGGUACGGACGGCAGAGCGCCGUUGCUGGUCAAGGCAGGAACAAAUGUCUUGAUGAGCGUGUUCAGCAUGCACCGGAGAGAAGACGUGUUUGGGGCCGAGCCGGAGGAAUUUCGGCCCCAACGGUGGAACGGUUUGCGACCCGGGUGGGCGUAUCUGCCGUUCAACGGUGGCGCGAGAAAGUGUCUUGGGCAACAAUUCGCGAUAACGGAGGCAUCGUAUGUCAUAGUCCGGCUGGCGCAAACAUUCACAGAGAUCGAGCCACGGGAUAGCCGGCCAUUCACCGAGGACUAUUCGAUUGCAUUGUUUUCCAAGCACGGAGUGCAAGUGGGAUUGAAGCGCGGAGGAUAA
Messenger RNA from Colletotrichum truncatum, 1509 nucleotides. Its product is annotated as cytochrome P450. Gene Ontology annotation, molecular function: oxidoreductase activity, acting on paired donors, with incorporation or reduction of molecular oxygen; iron ion binding; heme binding. The record is from RefSeq and is a predicted model, not a curated record. Lineage: Eukaryota; Fungi; Ascomycota; Sordariomycetes; Glomerellales; Glomerellaceae.